Hyaena hyaena (striped hyena) is the source of this 3388-nucleotide messenger RNA. RefSeq names its product NAD kinase (gene NADK). The transcript is spliced from 10 exons. Gene Ontology annotation, molecular function: NAD+ kinase activity. The coding region runs from base 639 to 1805 and encodes 388 amino acids. The record is from RefSeq and is a predicted model, not a curated record. Gene Ontology annotation, biological process: NAD+ metabolic process; NADP+ biosynthetic process. NCBI's taxonomy places the organism in Eukaryota, Metazoa, Chordata, Mammalia, Carnivora, Hyaenidae.
GGCCAGAGGGGACCGCAGGCCAUGCCUGCUUGGGUCAGCGGUGAGGGGGCCGUCCUCGCUUCUUCCGGGGCCCGCAGCCCAACAGAGUGACGACGCUGGGAGAGUACACACCCCUCCACCUGACCGAGGCCUGACAGCUCCUCCCAUGGGGCCGAGCCAGUUCCACGGCCCGGCUCAGGUUCCUGUGUGGCUGGGACGUGUCGCUGCACCCUGGGCGCUGGACAGGGCAUGUCCUUAUCUCUGAGGGUGGCCGAGCCCCGCCAGAUGGCUUAGUGGGGAGCAGGGCCCCUCAGGUCCAGCUUCUUUGCUGUUGGAAGUGAUCCUGAUGACUUUUUGUCUCAGAUAUGUGAUUGGCCGAGAGGAUCGUGUGAACAGUGAAAAGAUUAAAUACGAUUUGUUUGAUUUUUAACUUUAGGGAGCUUUUUUGCCUUAGGUGUUUUAUGCAAUCUCUCAGAAGUCCCUCUCGGACUGUUUGGCUUUCGGUGCUGAGGUUGCAGGAAUUGAGUGUAUGGUGCAGGUGUGCAGUGGGGGGAGUUUUGGUGGGGGAGCUCCUGUUGUUAGCGAAGUGCAACUGAAGUGCUGUGCCCGGAGCAGCCGGGUGCCCCGCUCAUGAGCCACGCAUGUGACCUGGGCGGGCGAUGAAGCUCGUAGAGGAUGUAAUGAGCCACCCAUCCCCUUGCAGAAGCGCCUGGAAAGGGCACAUCCAGGACCCUGCCAGCCAGCGGUUGACGUGGAACAAGUCCCCAAAGAGUGUUCUUGUCAUCAAGAAGAUCCGGGACGCCAGCCUGCUGCAGCCUUUCAAGGAGCUCUGCGUGUACCUGAUGGAGGAGAACAACAUGAUUGUAUACGUGGAGAAGAAAGUUCUAGAAGAUCCUGCCAUAGUGAGCGAUGACAACUUUGGACCAGUGAAGAAGAAGUUCUGCACCUUCAGAGAAGAUUAUGAUGACAUUUCCAAUCAGAUCGACUUCAUCAUCUGCCUGGGAGGGGAUGGGACCCUGCUUUACGCCUCCUCCCUUUUCCAGGGCAGCGUGCCUCCGGUCAUGGCCUUCCACCUGGGCUCCCUGGGCUUCCUGACCCCUUUCAACUUUGAGAACUUUCAGUCCCAAGUUACUCAGGUGAUACAGGGCAAUGCAGCUGUUGUUCUUCGGAGCCGUCUGAAAGUCAAGGUCGUGAAGGAGCUCAGAGGGAAGAAGAUGGCCGUCCCCAACGGGAUCAGCGAGAACGGAGUGCUGGCCGCCGACCUGGAUGCGGAGCUUGGGAAGCAGGUCAUGCAGUACCAGGUCCUGAACGAGGUGGUGAUCGACAGAGGCCCUUCCUCGUACCUGUCCAAUGUGGAUGUCUACCUGGACGGGCACCUCAUCACCACGGUGCAGGGUGACGGGGUGAUCGUCUCCACCCCGACGGGCAGCACGGCGUACGCAGCCGCCGCCGGGGCCUCCAUGAUCCACCCCAACGUGCCGGCCAUCAUGAUCACGCCCAUCUGCCCCCACUCGCUGUCAUUCCGGCCCAUCGUGGUCCCCGCGGGGGUCGAGCUGAAGAUCAUGCUGUCCCCAGAAGCAAGAAACACCGCGUGGGUGUCCUUCGACGGACGGAAGAGACAGGAGAUCCGUCAUGGAGACAGCAUCAGCAUCACUACCUCUUGCUACCCACUUCCCUCCAUCUGCGUCCGGGACCCCGUGAGUGACUGGUUCGAGAGCCUGGCGCAGUGUCUGCACUGGAAUGUGCGGAAGAAGCAGGCACACUUCACGGACGAGGAGGAGGAGGAGGAGGAGGAGGAGGAGGAGGAGGGGGAGGGCCAGGCCUGAGCUGCUGUCCGCACCCGGGACCCAGAGUCCCAACGCUGCUCCGCUGCCUCCCUGCCACCCCCCCUCCGGGCCGGGCUGUGCGCCCCGCUCAGCUGUCACAGGUCUCGGCGCUUUCCUUUGUAGCCAGAGGAGGAGCCGGGAUCUGCCUUUUGUCGACCAGAUCAGCUGUUUUUAACAUUUUAAAUCUGACUCCUUUUUUGCAUUUCUGAACAAGAAAACUGGCGGCGGGGACUCUGAAGCGGACGCCGUGCUGUGUGGCCCGGCAGAGCCUGGGUCCCGGCGCAGGGACGCCCAGCUGGCUGUGCUUUUUGUACUUUCUUGUCAGGAAAUUUGUGCUUAAAUCAGUCUGUUGAAAUUCGGAGGGGAUCAGAAUGGAUGGAUCUGUCUUUCCGUGUCGAAAAUAAAUGUCUCGUAGCCAAAAACCUCACUUUAAGCUACUACGAUUUCCCCCUUAAAUCCUGCACCUUUUCCGCCGAAAGGACUCGGAGGAGAUGCUUCUGCAGAGAGCGGUUUGGUAUUCGAUCGGCUGACGGGCGGAGGGUCGCCCCUCCCUCCUGCACCUCAUCUGGGCCCCCAGCACCCCCUGCUCCCUGCUGUGGGGUGACAGGAGCCGGCGGGGCGCCCCGGAAAGUAUUUGCAAUCCUGUGUCUACUUCAUAGAGAUUAAGCUUUCCGAACUGCUGUGUGUGGAUUCUGUCGAACACGCUGAACAUUUCAGAGGCAAGGGGGUUCGUACUGUUGGGAAGUGGAGCUUCGUUCCGGUGUUUACCCGUGUCCUGUGUGACGCAGUGUGCUGGGACCACUGUGUUCGGCAUCGUCGCCGCAGAGGCGACGGUCCAGGAGUGAAGGUGCUUCUCCCUGGGGAGCCGCCGGUCAGGAGGAAGGAGGUGGCGGGACGUCCUGUGUCCUUUCAGCUCUUGCUUCUCCCCGUGGGUCUUGGGCUUCCGAGGAAGCUGCCAGCAUUCCGGUGGCCCCUCCGGCCCCUGCUGGUGGCUGCCUGGCAGACGUCCCCAUGCGGCCGUCUGUUUCUGAGUGACUGAUUUCUUUCUGAGCUGCAUUUUUAAUCUGUUAAGGUGGCAAGAACAGAAGAGACAGGGCUGUGCCUUGCUCUCCGGGAGAGUCAUGUGCCUCAUUCUGGAGCUUUCUAGAAAGGCUCUGGGGCCGUGUGUGCCGCCACCCUUGGCCAGGGGUCUCUGCACGGCGGGCUGUGUGGCUGAGCGCUGUCUCCUGCGUCCGCGCCUCAGCGUCUGUGGUGCUCGGCCGUCGGCGUGGGACUGCGAAGUGGGCCCUCACCACCAUCUGCCCACAGGCACGGGGCGCGGCUGGAGGCCCGCCGCCUGGUCCCCCUGGAGCAGAGGGCCAGGUCCAAAAGAGGGUGGCGUUCGGAAUUCAGGUCAUUCGUGUAGACAAAAUGAAAGCAAGUCUGAAAGGGGCAUGAUUUGGAAUGAUCUAGAAAACUUUGGAUUUUUUGAAGAAAAUUCUUAAUGUUUCAUAUUGUUAAUACCUUGAAAAUUUGUUAAAUGUCAAAAGCCUUAUUACUAUUUUCAGAUUCUUUCAAUAAACAGACUUGUUUAAAAAGUUGGA